AUGUUUUUUGGGCUCAAAGAAUCACAUCAGAGAACAGUCGUAAUAUUGUUGUUAAUUGCCUGUGUUAGUACGUUUGUACAUUGUGCAGUAGAUACUACAGGAACAUCCACACAACAAAGCCUCGAAGAAUCAGAAGAAACAGUUGAAGAUCAACAAGAAAAUGACGCGGCGGCAUGUAAAAGUGAAGCAAAUCAAUUUUUGACGUAUGAUAAAUGUAUGCAACGAAUGAAGUGUCCAUCAAAACAUAGACAAGAAUGUAGUGAAGAAUGCAAAGCUGGUAAUACGGAAGAAGAAAUUGAAGAACAUGCUGAAAUAACACACAAACCUAAACAUAAAAAAAGAAGCAGCAAAAAAGAUGAAAAACCUCGAAGUAAUUCACGUCCAGUAUUACGAUCAAAUAUUUCAAUGGACAUAUUGGAAGAUAAUAUAGAUGUACCGUCUCGUAAACCCAGUGCGACUGAACCAGAUGGAACGACAGGUUAUGUUAAAGAUGACUGUAGCAAUACAACAACAUUUAGACAUCCUAUUCAAAAUGAGGAUAUAUGUACAUGUUGUACUAUCUUAUAA
This is a messenger RNA of Didymodactylos carnosus, 567 nucleotides long. The record is from the annotation of a GenBank genome assembly. NCBI's taxonomy places the organism in Eukaryota, Metazoa, Rotifera, Eurotatoria, Philodinida, Philodinidae.